CAGAGGAAGGGCACCUCCUGUCUCUUGCACAUGGACUAGUGGCGGCCUUGUUCUCGGUGCCCCAAGGCUCAGGCAGGCCCGGGCUGCUCCCGAGGGAGGGGGGUGAGGCCACCGCCCGGGCAGGCUGUGACCUCACGGCCGGCCCGUCGCUUUCGCAGGAGCUGGAGCUGGUGGAGGACGUGUGGCGGGGGGAGGCGCAGGACCUCCUCUCUCAGAUUGCCCAGCUGCAGGAGGAAAACAAGCAGCUCCUGACCAACCUCUCGCACAAAGACGCCAGCUUCUCGGAGGAGGAGUUCCAGAAGCACGAAGGCAUGUCGGAGCGCGAGCGGCAGGUGAUGAAGAAGCUGAAGGAGGUGGUGGACAAGCAGCGGGACGAGAUUCGCGCCAGGGACAGGGAGCUGGGUCUGAAGAACGAAGACGUGGAGGCCAUUAUCCUAGCGUUUCUGGCCUCAGCAGUUCUAAGAAUAAGAGCAGACUUCAAACAAAGCAAGAUGUCUCCGCUGCAGCAGCAGCAGACGCGGCUGAUGAAGAUCAACCACGACCUCCGGCACCGCGUCACAGUGGUGGAGGCCCAGGGGAAGGCCCUGAUCGAACAGAAGGUGGAACUAGAGGCAGAUCUGCAAACCAAGGAACAGGAGAUGGGCAGCCUGCGGGCAGAGCUUGGGAAGCUGCGAGAGAGGCUGCAGGGUGAACUCAGCCAGAAUGGAGAGGAGGAGCCCGAGACGGAGCCGGGCGGAGAGGAGUGUGUCUCAGAGGCGGAGAAGAUGGCCCUGGAUCUCAAGGACCCCAACCGCCCCCGCUUCACCCUGCAGGAGCUGCGGGACGUGCUGCACGAGAGGAACGAACUCAAGUCCAAGGUGUUUUUGUUGCAGGAGGAGCUGGCGUACUAUAAGAGUGAAGAAAUAGAAGAGGAAAAUCGAAUACCCCAACCUCCACCGGUCGCCCACCCGAGAAUGUCCCCCCAGCCGGAGUCUGGGAUCAAGCGACUUAAAGAAGGUCCUUUAAGUGACGGGUUUAGCUUCUUCUCCCGAGAUAAGAAGCGUCUGGCCAACACACAGAGAAACGUGCACAUCCAGGAGUCCUUCGGCCAGUGGGUCAACUCCCACCGUGAUGACGGUUACACGGAGCAAGGACAGGAAGCCCUGCAGCACCUGUGACCGCAGCCCACCUCUGCCUUUGGACCUGAACUGUCCACCGCCAGCACCUGCAGUGGAACCUGGCAGGGGUCACUGCCUUGCACACCUCUCGGUUCAGAUGCACCCUCAAGACUGAUCCCUCAAACAGACUGUCUCCUUUGAGGAAGCACACUGAAAAACUGAUGCCAAACUCUAAAGAAAUGUUUAUUUAUACCCAGGGCUAUCACCGUUUAUAAUAGAUGACCGAUCUCUUAGCAUAUAUAUUUAAUAAUAACCAUGAGCAGAGGCCAGACUUUUGCAUUAACUUCAGUAACACAAGCUUCUUUAAGCCAAAUACAUCACAUGCCACUAUAAUUGCUGUUUGACUUGCUUUGUAUGAAAUUCUGUGUGUAGAGGUUUUGUUCACCUGUUUGUCAUACUUAAGUGGGAGGCAGGGAAGUGGUAUUCAUUAGCUCAUUCAUGGAAUUGUCAGCGGUGGUAGCAUAAUACGUAGGAUGCAUCCAUUAGAUAAACCGGGCCUCCAAAGUCACCAGACGGGCUGGCCCCACUUAGAUGCAAAGCAACAGAAGCUAAGGACCACCGUCCUCCCACCCAGAAACUGGACACAACUUUGCAAGAGCUGGUGGUUCUCUUUUGCACCUUGUUACGGAUACUGCCUAGAGCAUGUAGCGAGUGCCUUGGAAUCGGCUGAGUUAUGCAGUGCUAACCAAACAAAGUUGCUAAGGAUGAGACAUUGCAGCCUU
Molecule: messenger RNA, 1879 nt
Organism: Herpailurus yagouaroundi (jaguarundi)
Lineage: Eukaryota; Metazoa; Chordata; Mammalia; Carnivora; Felidae
Gene: RILPL1
Product: Rab interacting lysosomal protein like 1
Exons: 8
Coding region: 312-1157 (281 amino acids)
Biological process (GO): cilium assembly
Cellular component (GO): cytoplasm; ciliary basal body
Molecular function (GO): dynein light intermediate chain binding; protein dimerization activity; small GTPase binding
Source: RefSeq, a predicted model, not a curated record